GGAACUUAGCUGGAGCCGAGAGGAGAGGUCACACACCAUGGGGCUAUCUAACGACUCAAUGGAAUUUUGCCACAUUCAAUUCACUGAAAAUGUAGUUUAGUUUUGAUAAUAGAGAAGUAGAUCGGCUUUUCUGUUCUACUCAAUGUAGUGUUUGGCUCUUUUCUGUUUUUAUCUCGUCGUUCUUGAACAUCACAUAGAGAUUUUCCAGCAGGUGUUUCUAAAGGUGACACACCUCUGCAAUACAAUGAAUCCAACAUUCUCCAUGGUAAGUGUCUUAGGUUCUCACGUUGUGUUUAUUAGCAACUGUUCUGAGAAAGAGUGUACGACCUCCCACUCAAUGCUGGGGACUCUGAAGGUGUCAACAUUAACAAAGCUGAUAUGUAGGAGUCACGUUUCACUUAUUCUUCUUAUUGAACAGUUUCCCACCUAUUUAAAAACACAGAAACUGAAACGUGAGGCGUGGUUUUGUACAAGAUUUCAGGGGGAAAUCAUGAAAGACGUAGUGAGAUGUAGAGAUAGUGAGCAAAUGUUUUUUAAUUUUUUACCACGUUUGCUUUUUGACAUUUACUGAUAAUGGAAAAUAUUGUUAGGUCAAAUAGAAAAUGGUAUAAUCUAGACUAAGUAAAAUAAUCCUAAUUUUAUGAUUUAUCAGGUGAAAGAGAAUAUCAAAAUCAAAACAUAAUUUUCAGAGCAUGUUUUCAAUCCACCUACCCAACACAGUGAACAGGCUCUGAACAGAACAUGAGAAAGAGAGAAGGUGAGUUAAAAGAAAGAAUGAGACAGAGAGAAGGUGAGUUAAAAGAAAGAAUGAGACAGAGAGAAGGUGAGUUAAAAGAAAGAAUGAGACAGAGAGAAGGUGAGUUAAAAGAAAGAAUGAGACAGAGAGAAGGUGAGUUAAAAGAAAGAAUGAGACAGAGAGAAGGUGAGUUAAAAGAAAGAAUGAGACAGAGAGAAGGUGAGUUAAAAGAAAGAGUGAGACAGAGAGAAGGUGAGUUAAAAGAAAGAGUGAGACAGAGAGAAGGUGAGUUAAAAGAAAGAGUGAGACAGAGAGAAGGUGAGUUAAAAGAAAGAGUGAGACAGAGAGAAGGUGAGUUAAAAGAAAGAAUGAGACAGAGAGAAGGUGAGUUAAAAGAAAGAAUGAGACAGAGAGAAGGUGAGUUAAAAGAAAGAAUGAGACAGAGAGAAGGUGAGUUAAAAGAAAGAAUGAGACAGAGAGAAGGUGAGUUAAAAGAAAGAAUGAGACAGAGAGAAGGUGAGUUAAAAGAAAGAAUGAGACAGAGAGAAGGUGAGUUAAAAGAAAGAGUGAGACAGAGAGAAGGUGAGUUAAAAGAAAGAGUGAGACAGAGAGAAGGUGAGUUAAAAGAAAGAAUGAGACAGAGAGAAGGUGAGUUAAAAGAAAGAAUGAGACAGAGAGAAGGUGAGUUAAAAGAAAGAAUGAGACAGAGAGAAGGUGAGUUAAAAGAAAGAAUGAGACAGAGAGAAGGUGAGUUAAAAGAAAGAGUGAGACAGAGAGAAGGUGAGUUAAAAGAAAGAAUGAGACAGAGAGAAGGUGAGUUAAAAGAAAGAGUGAGACAGAGAGAAGGUGAGUUAAAAGAAAGAGUGAGACAGAGAGAAGGUGAGUUAAAAGAAAGAGUGAGACAGAGAGAAGGUGAGUUAAAAGAAAGAAUGAGACAGAGAGAAGGUGAGUUAAAAGAAAGAGUGAGACAGAGAGAAGGUGAGUUAAAAGAAAGAGUGAGACAGAGAGAAGGAAAAGGAAACCAUCCCGGGUGCGUGCUGCGAGGCCCUCUCCUGACCUUCACCUGGGUGCCGAGGCAAAUUGCAUUAGAGAAUGACAUGUCGUUCAUCUGGGCUGUACUUGGAGGAUCAUUUAGCUCAUUUAAUGAUUCAUAAGUUUAACUCCUCUUAAUAAUUUCAUUUGGCCGCUGCGUGAUUGAAAUCGUGGCGAGUGAGCUGCGAGCUGCGUGAGCUUGGCUGUCUGUCUGUAUGUUGGAGGGAGAGCGAGAGAGAGAGAGAGAGAGAGAGAGGAGAAGAAACUCCCAGAGGAUGGUAGAUCAGUCUAUUACCAGCUUGACCUUUUCCCUCCUCUGGAUCCACCAUUAGAGGGGAAAUGUGAAAGUAAAGCAUUGAUUAACACAGUUAUCCAGCCUGGUAGGAGAAAGACAAAGGAAAAAUAUGUUCAUACAUUAGGAAAAUGUCCUGCAUUAUUAAUGUAAGGAUUUGUGUUAAGUGGAGAGCCAUGGCGUUCCUGUUUUAUAUGGGAUGUAUAGUGAGAGCUCACACUGGCAAUAGAGAGGGGAUUGAAAUAGAAGAGGACUACUGUGAUAUGUACUUUAAACCAUGGAGGGAAAGGCUUUUCAUACCAUUUGAUAAUUACAAAAGGUUUUGCAAAGUGAUGAUAGUGGCCUUGAUACCGGUGGGCUUUGACCUUCUAUGAACUCUGUGUUAUUGCAAAUGACAGCAGAAAUACUGUACAUGCAAACUCUCAGCAGUUUCCAAAGCCUUACAACAAAAAUGAAAUGAGUGAAGCUGCAUACAUGCAACUAUUGCAUAAAUAUAAUGAAUGAAACUGCAUGGUCAGGAACUUGACUUUUUGAGGUUUCACGUUUGAAUUCUACACCGACACCAUUUCUUAUAAUGGUGAAUGUAUUGUGACAUGAGCUUGGAACAAUCUGUACCACAGAGAGUUGUGUAAGAUCACCUAA
Oncorhynchus keta (chum salmon) is the source of this 2702-nucleotide messenger RNA. Its product is annotated as golgin subfamily A member 6-like protein 2. The transcript is spliced from 3 exons. Gene Ontology annotation, cellular component: extracellular region. Gene Ontology annotation, biological process: lipid transport; lipoprotein metabolic process. NCBI's taxonomy places the organism in Eukaryota, Metazoa, Chordata, Actinopteri, Salmoniformes, Salmonidae. The record is from RefSeq and is a predicted model, not a curated record. Gene Ontology annotation, molecular function: lipid binding. The coding region runs from base 742 to 1890 and encodes 382 amino acids.